This is a messenger RNA of Peromyscus eremicus (cactus mouse), 1930 nucleotides long. It is a transcript of the gene Mfrp, whose product is annotated as membrane frizzled-related protein. The transcript is spliced from 13 exons. Bases 138 to 1886 code for a protein of 582 amino acids. The record is from RefSeq and is a predicted model, not a curated record. NCBI's taxonomy places the organism in Eukaryota, Metazoa, Chordata, Mammalia, Rodentia, Cricetidae. Gene Ontology annotation, molecular function: protein binding.
ACUGGUCUCUCCUGACAGCCUUGUCCCUCCGAGAGUAAAGGUUGCUUCUUUGAUAGGUAGCUUGUGACCAGGGAGUGAACCCUCAGGGGUCUUGGGCUGUCACAGGAGCUCCAGAAAGCCAUGCGGAAUCUUAAGCCAUGAAGGACUAUUCCGAUGUCGUCCUCCGUCCAGAGGCAACUGAGCUGAGCAAGACAGAGUUCUGCAAUCCGGCUUUCGAUCCUGAAGCAGGGCCUUCCUGCCCUCCACCAGCCUUACAGAAAGAUGCCAGCAGAAGCCUCGAAGCUCCCUGGCAUGCCCAGCGUCUCCGAGGGCUACAGCCGGACUGUCAUUUCUCCUGGCUCUGUAUCCUGCUGCUCAGUGGCCUGCUGGUCCUGCUGCUGGGGCUGCUGGUGGCUGUCAUCCUGGCUCAGUUCCAGGCUACAUCCCUCCCCAGGACAACUGAGAGCCCACUGCCUGCCCGAGGCCUCACCCCCAAGGGUAGCAUUCCUAGCUCUACUCCUAACACCAGCACCAGCACCACCACCACCACCACCUCUCCAGCAGCCCUGAGCUCUACACACCAGACCACCUGCGGAGGCCUCCUUCCUGGUCCAAGGGGUUUCUUCAGCAGCCCCAACUACCCAGACCUUUACCCACCCCAUAGCCACUGUGUCUGGCAUAUCCAGGUAGCCACAGGCCAGACAAUACAGCUCAAGAUUCAAGUCCUCAGCAUAGAAGGUGUGCUCUCCUGUCUUUUCGAUCGCUUGGAAAUUAGCCCAGAACCUUCAGGUCCGCUCCUCAGGGUGUGUGGUAAAACACCUCCAGCCACGCUGAACACCAACACCAGCCACCUCCGUGUGUCCUUCGUCUCUGAUGACGACGUGGAAGGGUCUGGUUUCCAGGCCUGGUACCAAGCUGUGGCCCCUGGGCAUUGGAGCUGUGCCCAUAAUGAGUUCCGCUGUGACCUGCUCCUCUGCCUGAAGCAUGACUUAGUGUGUGAUGGCAUUACCAACUGUGCCGAUGGCAGCGAUGAGGCCAAUUGCAGUGCUGAGACCUUCGGGUGUGGAGGGAAUCUGACUGGGCUCCACGGGGUAUUCUCUACUCCCAACUACCCACAGCACUACCCUCACCAACAGCUUUGCACCUGGUACGUCUCAGUGCCCGUGGGAUACGGCGUAAGACUACAGUUCCACAACUUCAGCCUGGAAGCACAGGCCGAGUGCAAGUUUGACUACGUGGAGGUGUAUGAGGCCAGCACUUCCGGGGCCUUCAGCUUCCUGGGCAGGUUCUGCGGCACGGAGCCACCGCCCCACCUCAUCUCCUCACAGCACCAGCUGGCUGUGAUCUUUAAGACGGAUCUUGGUAUCAGCAGCGGGGGCUUCUUAGCCACCUACCAGGCCACCAAUGCUACAGAGAGUAGGUGUCCCCUGGGCAGGUGGGUAGAGUUCUGCCGGAACGGAGGAUGUGGGGAUCUGCAAUGGAUGUGUGACUUAUGGAGAGACUGUGGGGAGGGCAGCAGUGACAAUUGCAGCAGUCACUUGUUCCCACAGCCAGACCUGGCCUGUGAACCUGUCCAAGUGGAGAUGUGCCUUGGACUAAGCUACAGUACCACAGCUUUCCCCAACAUCUGGGUGGGCCUGGCCACCCAGGCGGAGGUGGUAGACAUCGUCAGAGGCUACAAGAGUCUGACAAGUCUACCCUGCUACCAGAAUUUCCGGAGGUUCCUUUGCGGGCUGCUUGUACCUCACUGCACCCCACUGGGCACUAUCCUGCCCCCUUGCCGCUCUGUCUGCCAGGAGGCAGAACAACAGUGCCAGUCUAGCCUGGCACUACUGGGCACCCCCUGGCCCUUCAACUGUAACAGGCUUCCUGAGGCAGCUAGCCUGGACGCUUGUUCCCAGCCCUGACAGGACGCCAGCCCUACCCUGUCUGCCCAUCCUCCUCUACCCAU